Molecule: messenger RNA, 1482 nt
Organism: Aspergillus puulaauensis
Lineage: Eukaryota; Fungi; Ascomycota; Eurotiomycetes; Eurotiales; Aspergillaceae
Exons: 1
Coding region: 1-1482 (493 amino acids)
Biological process (GO): proteolysis
Molecular function (GO): metallopeptidase activity
Source: RefSeq, a predicted model, not a curated record
AUGCCCCCAAAGCAACAACUACCAUGCCCUCAUGACAAAAUAACAUAUACCCCUUCCCCACACGCCAGACAGGUAAACUACUACCAACCCUCAAAACAAGAACGGCAAAAUGCCACGAAACUAGCACCAUCCUCGUCAUCAUCAGCAUCAGCAUCAAAACGCAAAUCGUCAGUGCUAGCACCACCUACACGAACUGAUUUAGAGAAUUUUCCUGGCCCGCUCGUCCUCCCAGGAGACGAUCUGGCGUUUGACCCGGAGUACCCCCCGCAAUCAUUCCAGGAGUGGCUCGACGAGGAGGAGCGCAAUCCUGUCACCCCACGGAGGAAAACAAUUUACUUUGUUGAGGCUCCUGGUGUGGAUAGCCGGGUUAGCGAGGUUGAGGCCUGGACGAGGCCAAAUGUACCUGACCUGGAUUCGCAUUCUGCGGGAGCGGUAGCACCGCCAGCAUCAGAGGAUGUAACCGACUAUUUAGCGGCAUUCUUCCACGGUCUAUCGGUGAAACAUCUCAAUAUGCCCAAGGGCAGGUGGAACUUCACCCCGUGGAUAGAUAAUGAGGACGAGGACACGCCUCCAACCAAAAAGCCUAAACGCACACCUACACUUAAACACAUCGGCCUCACAACGCCCACAGAACAAAUCCGGAUUCGCACGCGUACUUGCCCAGACGGGCUCUAUAGCAGACAGCUUAACCUGGACGACCUGCUAGACGUGGCCAUUGCAAUCCUGCCCAAGGAUGCAUACGCGCUGUGUAUGGUUGUGAACCACGACCUGUACGAAGACGACGAGGACAGUUUUGUCUGCGGGCGCGCGUAUGGCGGGAGCCGGGUUGCUGUUGUUUCGGCGGCGAGGUAUAAUCCGGUGAUUGAUGGGGUGCAGGGGGUUGAGAGGGGGCAUGCGUGGCCUGGAUCGCAUUGUGGGGGGUUUGUUGAGGAUGUUUGUAGGGAAUGGGAUUGUGGUGAUAGGAGGAAGAAGAAGAAGAAUAAGGCAAAGGGAAAGGGUUCUAGUAAUGAACCUGAACCUGCUGCCACUGUGUCCUUGAAACGAGAAGGACCGCUUGAACACGCAAUGCACGUCCUCAGACAAGCUCAACCGCAAUCUCACUCUGUACAGAUGGCCGGUGAUAGCGAGUCGCAGUGGCAGUCGGCGCUCUGGCUCUGGCGUAUAAUCCGCACGACGAGCCACGAGCUCUGCCACUGUCUCGGCAUCGACCACUGUGUGUACUAUGCCUGUAUAAUGCAGGGCAGUGCCUCGUUAUCCGAGGACACGCGGCAGCCGCCGUAUCUGUGUCCGGUGGAUUUGGCGAAGGUGCUGUGUGCGACGGGGUCUGGGGUUGAGGAGAGGGAUAGGGCGUUGCUGAGGUAUUGUGAGCAGAAGAUGCAAGAGUUUGUGUAUUCAAGGGCGUUUGCGGCGUGGUUGAGGGCGUCUUUAGGGAGCGGGAAUGGGGUCAAGGGCAAUCAGGAGGUGAUUGUUAUUGAUGAUUGA